Messenger RNA from Talaromyces proteolyticus, 1328 nucleotides. RefSeq lists its product as uncharacterized. Gene Ontology annotation, cellular component: nucleus. NCBI's taxonomy places the organism in Eukaryota, Fungi, Ascomycota, Eurotiomycetes, Eurotiales, Trichocomaceae. The coding region runs from base 238 to 966 and encodes 242 amino acids. Gene Ontology annotation, biological process: mRNA export from nucleus; regulation of DNA-templated transcription. The transcript has 6 exons. The record is from RefSeq and is a predicted model, not a curated record. Gene Ontology annotation, molecular function: mRNA binding.
CUUCCCUCUCUCUCUCUCUCUCUCCAUCAACUUCCUAUUCACCUCCCACCUCGACGCGAAAAAUUUCUAUCAAGCGCGAAGCAGUGUCGCUCGUAUUGUCGCUGCCAUACCAUUUUAUUCCCCGCGAUUAAUUUUUCAUCGUUGUCUCGGACAACACCUCGGCUAUCCUCUCCGCCGCUUUAAUCACCCGCCAAGCGCGUUUCAUCUAUUAUCCAACGCUCACGUUACUCGGUGACCAUGUCUUCCAAGCUUGACCAGUCUCUCGAAGACAUCUCCAAGUCUCGUCGCCAGAGCGGCCGUGCCAAUCGCCGCCGCAGUGGCCCAGCCAAGGCUGCCACGACCAAGGCUCCUGUUGGUGGAAUCAAGAAAAACACCAAGCCAGCCAGGCCUACUACCAAGGGUUCCGCCAUCGGCCCUACUUCUCCUGUCUAUGAAAGCAAAAUCAUCGUUAGUGGACUGCCACACGAUGUCAGCGAAAACAGUAUCAAGGAUUACUUCACAAAGACAGUCGGUCCAGUCAAGCGGGUCACCGUGACCUACAACCAGAAUGGUGUUAGCCGGGGCAUUGCGUCAAUCAUAUUUGGCAAGCCUGAUACCGCCGCCAAGGCUGCGAAGGAGCUGAAUGGCACUCUUGUCGACGGUCGCCCGAUGAAGGUUGAGGUAGUCGUCGAUGCAACCCAUGCUCCCCAAGUCUCUGCGCCUAAGCCUCUUAGCGAGCGCGUGGCUCAACCCAAGGCUCAGCCCAAACCCGCUACUGGCACAAAGAAUGCCGCUGCUGGCCGCCGCGGCCGUGGACGUCCACGCAAGGGUAAAAACCCAACUCAGCGUAAGAAAACUGCCGAGGAGUUAGAUGCUGAAAUGGACGACUAUUUUGUCGGAUCGGAGAAUGCUCCAGUUGACGCUACAGCAAAUGGCACUGCUCCGCAGGCUACUAACGGAGAUGAAACUAUGGCUGAGAUUUCUUAAGCGAGAGGCCGACAUGGAAACCGCCAUCGAAAUUCGAUUGUUCGACAGCUACUUUACAGUUGAUUGAUUCGUUUUAAAUGAUAUUUAAUAUUUGAGACGAGCUGGCAAACAGCAUUCAUGUCUUGUUCUUAUACCUUGUGAACUUCUUCUCUUACGUGAACGUGACUUGUGGAUGGAUGGGAUGGAUGGGCAGACUUGCAAGUAGUUGUUAUCUUUGAUCAAAGCAAUUCAUUGUCUCUUUGUAAAUUUGCUCGAGAAGGUUCGAAAUGUAACAAUUCAUCAUAAUACUAAAUCAGACUGGAACUAGGACUAUGGGUAUGGAAAUUACUGAUCCCUAGAAUUGCCACCCCUUGAAGAGUUUA